AUGGAGGCUCCAGAACCCACCUGCCCUGCCCCUCCUGCCAGGGACCAGCCAGCUCCCACUCCUGGCCCUCCAGGGGCCCCAGGUGGCCAGGCCUCACCUCACCUGACCCUGGGCCCUGUCCUCCUGCCGCCAGAGCAGGGCUUGGCCCCCACUGUGUUCCUAAAGGCCCUGCCUAUCCCACUGUACCACACGGUGCCUCCCGGGGGCCUCCAGCCACGCGCCCCCCUCGUGACAGGCAGCCUGGAUGGAGGCACCCUGCCGUUCAUCCUCAGCCCGGUGCUGCAGCCUGAAGGGCCUGGCCCCGCCCAGGUGGGGAAGCCGGUGGCCCCUACGUUGACAGUGAACAUUGUGGGCACUCUGCCUGUCCUGUCGCCAGGCCUGGGGCCUGCGCUGGGUAGCCCAGGCAAGGUGCGGAAUGCUGGCAAGUACCUGUGCCCGCACUGCGGCCGCGACUGUCUGAAGCCCAGUGUUCUGGAGAAGCACAUCCGUUCCCACACCGGCGAGAGGCCCUUCCCGUGCGCUACCUGCGGCAUCGCCUUUAAGACCCAGAGCAAUCUCUACAAGCACAGGCGGACGCAGACGCACCUCAACAACUCCCGGCUGUCCUCUGAGUCUGAGGGGCCUGGGGGUGGCCUCCUGGAGGAAGGGGACAAGGCCGGAGAGCCCCCCAGAGCAGACGGCAAGGGCGAGAACCAGAGCCAGGGGAUGCGCGAAGGGGCCUCGGAGAGACCCCUUUCUCCGGGCGCCCACGUGCCCCUUGUUGCCAAGAACCUGGAUGUGAAGACCGAGGCUGCUCCCUGUUUAGGGUCCCCACUGGCCGACAGAGAUGCUCCUUGGGACUCUGUCCCCACAGCAUCACCCGGGCUCACGGCAGCCGGCACGCAGCCCUGGCGCAAGUUGCCGGAACAGAAGUCCCCGACGGCCGGGAAGCCAUGCGCCCUGCAACGUCAGCAGGCCACGGCCGCCGAGAAGCCCUGGGAUGCCAAGGCCCCCGAGGGCCGGCUGCGAAAGUGUGAGAGCACAGACUCCGGGUACCUGUCGCGCUCCGACAGUGCAGAACAGCCGCCCGCGCCCUGCAGCCCCCUGCACAGCCUCUCGGAGCACAGUGCCGAGUCCGAGGGCGAAGGCGGCCUGGGUGCAGGGCCGGGGAGCGCGGGGCCUGAGCCCGGGGUGCGAGGAGCCGGCCUGGAGCUGGAGAAGAGGCAGCUGGAGGAGCGCAUCUCGCGGCUCAUUUCCCACAACCAGGCGGUGAUGGACGACGCCCAGCUGGACAACGUGCGGCCCCGGAAGACCGGGCUGUCCAAACAGGGCAGCAUCGACCUACCCACGCCCUACACCUACAAGGACUCCUUCCACUUUGACAUCCGUGCGCUGGAGCCGGGCCGCAGGAGGGCCCUGAGCCCCGCGCGCUCCACCUGGACUCCCCCUGACAAGUCUCGGCCCCUCUUCUUCCACUCCAUCCCCAGUCAGCUCUCCACCACUGUGGAAUGUGUCCCUGUCACCAGGAGCAACUCGCUGCCCUUCGUCGAGGGCUCCAGGACGUGGCUGGAGCCCCUGGAGCCCCGGGAUCCCUGGCCAAGGACGCAGAAGCCUCUGAGCCCCAGGCCCGGCCCAGCCCGCCUGGGUUGCAGCUCGGGGCUGAGCUCAGCUGACGUCCCCGGGCACCCCCGGGCCCUGGUCAGACAGGCCGCAGUGGAGGACCUGCCAGGCACCCCCACUGGAGACGCCCCGGUGCCUGAAGAAGACAAGGAGGCAAAGAGAACUGUUGCACGGGAAGCCGCGGGCAGCAAGGGCAGGGCGGGCGGCAGGAAGUGCGGCCAGAGGAGGCUGAAGAUGUUCUCCCAGGAGAAGUGGCAGGUGUACGGGGAUGAGACAUUCAAAAGGAUCUACCAGAAAAUGAAAGCCAGUCCCCAUGGAGGCAAGAAAACUAGGGAGGCGGGAGUGGGCAGUGGGGCAGAAUCGGGCCUUCCUCUGCAGAAAAAGGCAGCGGGGAGCUCGGGCACAGUCCCCACCCAAGACAGGAGGACCCUUGUCCAUGAGGACAUAUCCACAGGGGUCACACCAGAGCCUUGGGGAAAUCCACCUGCCGUAGAGGCCUCUUUGGUGACUGAGCCCCCUAAGCAUGGGGAGACAGUAGCCAGGACAGGAGAUGGUAACCGACCCAGGGUGGAAGAGGCUGUGUCAUCCCCGGCACCGCGCAGCAGAGACAGUCCCUAUUCAGGCAGUAGGAGCCCCCUGCUCUCUUCAAAUGGGAGGCUGGAAUUGGGGUGGCAGUUGCCCCCAGCACCUGGCUCCCUCAAAGGGAGUGACCUAGAGGCUCCCAGGCCAGUUUUGCCAGACCCCAAGCUGGAAGGAGGUGGGGGGAAUGUUCAGGAGACCUGCCCGUGGGCCCAGACUGUCCUGAGAUGGCCCAGCAGUGGUUCUGGAGGGGACAAGCUCCCCUCGGAGAGGAAGAAGCUGAAAGUGGAGGACCUGCACAGCCAGGAGCAACCGGAGCCUGUGGGUGCAGAGAGCCCACGUGGGCCCACGCAGGCUGCCUCUCUGCCAUCCCAGAAGCAGGAUGCUGAUCCUGGGGAGGUGCCAGGGGGCUCAAAGGAGACUGCCAGGCCAGCGGCCGAGCCUCUGGAGUCCUCUGGAGCCUCCUUGGCUGCUGUUUCUGUUGCUCCGAAGAGGCUGAGAGACAAGGCUCCCCCACUGCAUCCUGCAGCCCCAAGCCCCGGGGAGCAGCGCCCGCUGGCCACUCCGCCUCUGGCUUCUAGAAUCCUCCCUGCCCUGGCAGACAAUGCCUUUUCCCCCAAGUACCUCCUCAGUUUACCUCAGGCAGAGACCCCCUCACCACUGCCUGUUCCCGGGGGACCCAGGCACAGCCAGGACUCUCUCUGCAGCAGUAGGUGGCCUGAGGAACGGGCAUCCUUUGUUGGGUCAGGACUGGGGACCCUUCUGCCUUCCAGCUCAGCCUCAGGCCCCUCCCCAGGUGAGGCACACAGCAUCCUGGAGGACCCCAGCUGUUCCAGGCCAUGGGAUGGGAGAAAAGGGGCACAGCUGGGAGUGGACAAGGGAGACAGGAUGGCUACUAGCAGGACAGCAGCCAGGGAGUCGCACGUCUCAGCCUCAGGGGCUCCAAGGGAGACCACCUUCUCCCAGCCCACCCCAACGUGUGAGGCCCAUUUGGUCCAGGACACGGAGGGUGACCGCCACCGUAUCCAUCGCCUCUGCAUGGGCAGCACUUUGGCAAAGGCUAGGCCCUCUGGGGAUGUCCCAAAUCCCUGGGUACCCAGCUGGGAGGUAGGGGAGCCUCCUGAGAAUGCCCCAGAAGACCCUCCUUCAGAGUCCCUGGCAGGGCCUGACCCAAGUUCCUCCCUCCAGCCUGGCUCUUUCCUCACUGCCCUCACUCGGCCUCAGGGUGUGGCCUCAGGUUGGCCAGAGCUGGCCCUGUCUUCCCACUCAGGGACAUCCCGGAGCCAUGACAUCCACAGCCUCCACAGCCCCUUCCCCUCGCUGAAGGCCGAGCCGAGGCUCACAUGGUGCUGCCUGAGCCGCAGCGUCCCUCUGCCUGCGGAGCAGAAGGCAAAGGCGGCAUCUGUGUACUUGGCGCUGCACUUUCCUGGCAGCGGCCUCCGGGAUGAGGGUCCGGACGGCCCUCCUGGGAGCAAUGGAGGAUGGACCCGGACAAGCCCUGGAGGAGGAGGGCCGGUGCAGAUGUUCAAGCUCCCCUACCCAACAGUCUCAGGGGUGAUGUCCCAGGACCAGGUGUCUGAGCCACAGCAGAAGAAGGGCCUGCCUUGUAGGAGGACAAAGAUGUCUUAUGGGAACAGCAAGCAGAGAAAACUGAGGAUCAACCCCAAAAGGUACAAAGGGAAUUUCUUGCAGAGCUGUGUUCAGCUGAGAGCCAGUAGACUUCGCAAAGCAACCUGUGUGCGAAAAAGAAGCCACCCCGCUCCCCCACUCGAGGGACUGAAACCAUGCAGGACCCUUGGGCAGGCUUCUUCAGAAACAGCAGGUCUGUUGCUCGAGGAACCAUCUUGUGCCACCUCAGAAUCACCUCCUUGUUGUCGGAAGGAAGAGAAGAAGGAAGAUGACUGCAGGCAAAUCUCAGGAACCCUCUCUCUUGGUACAAGUUCAAGGACUGUCAGGGAAAUGGACAAACGAACUGUGCAGGGUAUUUCUCCAUCUGCUGGUGAGCAUGGUGAUUGUACUCCUCACAGCACUGCUGCCACAUCAGGAGUAUCUCUGCAAUCUGACACCAACUUGGCAGUGGUUAAUGAUACGCCUCUCCCUCCUGGCAGAGGUCUUGACCUUGGGUUGCUGGAGACUCAGCUGCUUCCUUCCCAGGAUCCAGUCUCAACAGAUCCCACACCAUGCAUUUUCUCAGAUGCUCAAGGGCCUUCUUCCUUUGGGUCCAAAGGAACUUUUCCCCGCCAUGGCAUUCCUACCUCUGUGGCUGCCAUUUGUGUUUCUCUGACAGCGAGAACGGAUCACAUAACCCAGGGAAUUCACAGUGCUGAACCACAAGACCACAGCCAGACCGCGGGGAGGAAUCAGAUACCACGCUCCCCAGACAGCAGAGCCACAGAAGAGGGCAGAGCACAGACCCUCUUGCCAGGGAGACCUUCAUCUGUACAAAGAAUUUCAGAUUUGGUUCCACUGGGGUCAACUGAAAAAACUCAUCUUGAACUACCAGCUUCAGGACCAGGUUCAACUAGUUCACACCAAGAGGAAGGGAGACCGAAGACAUAUUUUCCUCCCAGAGGCCAGUAUGGGUGUGGGGAAACGACUGUCCCCUGCCCCUCUUUAGGAAGUGACAGUGGGAAAUGUCAGGGAUCUGAAUUAAUCACUCGGAAGGGUUCUGUGGUUCCUUCUAACCCAGGGCAGCCCAUAGGAAUUCCUGAAGCCCCUUCUAAAUCCCUCAAGAAGAGGAAUCUGGAAGGAAUAAGAAAGCAAACUCGAGUGGAGUUCACUGACACCAGCAGCGACGAUGAAGACCGAUUGGUGAUAGAAAUAUGAAGCUUCCAGAGAAAGAUGGUGUCUUUGGUCAAAGUCUGUUGUUGACACUUCACAAGUAAAUGUCGUCGGGCUGGCAGAAGAACUAAACUCUAUCUAUGUAACACCUACAGAUUAGGAGAGCCACUUUGAGUUCUUUAUAAGCCAACUCCGACUGACUCCAGACCCCCAGCUCGGCCACAGCCUUCCCUCGCUCCCCUUGGGUGUGCUCUGCUCACGUUCACGUGGUGCCAGGCAGGGAAGACAUGGCAGGAAGCAAACUCUGCAAAUGGCCAACAUACACAGUGACUUUCAGGCUCGUCUUGUGCACCUGUCCCCCACUGUCUCUCUGCAAUCAAUUGGCACUAACCAAGAAAGCCACGAUCAACACAUUUCUCCACAAGUGGACCCCACAGAGUCGAGGCAACUGACUUUCUCCCUUAGUAAAUUGAGGGUUUGCUUCCCAGGUGGAGAGCAUGCUUGGGAUAAUUGGAGAAGUUUGACAAAGAGACAGGGGUGUGAAUUGGGCAGGAAGAGACUUCUGUUCAUUUUGGAGACAAAAUUCAGAUACAUUAAAAAACCGAAGCUUGUUCAGGGUAAUUCACAUCGUUAGUGGAGUUGUAAAUAUCCUUAAAAAUGCCUAUGAUCCAGUGAAAUGCUGAUCGCUUUUAAAUUUUGCACAAACGGUCAAUGCCUAUUGUCAGAUGACGCAAACAGCUGCUCUUUUGCCUGGUACCUUUCCUGUGGAGACCUCUGAGACCGCUGGUUUUCCUAGCUCUUGCAAAGGAACAUUGUGUUAAAAGUUAAUAGAACUGUCUCUCUGUAAUGAGUCUUUUUUUUUUUUUUUUUUUUUUUGAGAGGGAAAAAGUCACUUAUUUUCCUCUGAUUCUUUUUGUCACAUUGUGCUCUGAGGAAUUUCAAUUAGAAGGUUACAUUUUAGUAAUCUGUACAGCUUAAACUGAUGCCUGCUCAUCGUGACGGGAGCCUUUUAGAUUUCCUCCAGAAGCUUCAAGGAUACAAAACUAAUUGGAGUUUUGACGCUGUUUUACGUCUCAGUAAUUUUAUUUUCGGGGCUUGGUGUUACUUUGCUGUCAAAUUAAAUCAGCUUCUGUAUUGUGCAAGUCAGAACUGCACAGAUAAAAUUCCCCAGUAUUCCAAGCCAGUGCAUCCCUGUGCAGAAGAAAAUAGCAGAUCUACGCCAGCCAGCCCAGUGAGCAAAGCUUCAGAUCCACUGCCUUCCUCUCCCCCUCCUUUCAUGGGAGAGGAGAAACUUAAAGAGGUUUACAUUGCUACAUUUCAAGAAAAUUUUAUACUUGCUUUUGGUA
This is a messenger RNA of Saimiri boliviensis boliviensis (Bolivian squirrel monkey), 6305 nucleotides long. RefSeq names its product zinc finger protein 831 (gene ZNF831). The record is from RefSeq and is a predicted model, not a curated record. Lineage: Eukaryota; Metazoa; Chordata; Mammalia; Primates; Cebidae.